CUCCUUAUUAAUUAGAAGAAGUUAGAAACAAUUAAAAUGUGUGAGCCAUAUAUUUCAUUACCUGCCAUGAAUGUGAUGGCUUGUGAGCAAUUUGAUUACUCAUUCAGCCCUCCCCCCAUGAACCAAUUAAUCCAUGAAUAUAUCUUACAAGAUGCAUUUCCAAGCCAAUCAGAUCACUUAUUAUCUUCUCCAAACAUCAUCUAUGAUGAUGUGUUUGAUGAAAUGCUUGAGCAAGAGGCCCUGAAUGGAUUCCUCCAUCCAGAAAACUCACAGCAGCCAGACUUUGAAUUCAUUGGCCAUAAUGUUACAAUGGCUAUUGAGUCUGAACUGUGUCAAGAAAACAUCCCUAUAGCCCAAGAAGAGGAGAUGCAUGUCUCAAAUGAAGGAGAUGCAUAUCUGAUGGGAAUUCAAGCAGAGCUAAUGGGAGAAACUAGUUUGGGAGAUCUAUUGCUAUUAGGAGCUGAAGCUGUUGAAGCACAGAACUUCGUUCUUGCUCUGGACAUAAUAGAGAGAAUUAACAAUAAUGCAUCAUCAUCAUCUUUUUUGGAAAAUGGUGAUUCUUUAUUGAACAGGUUGGCUCUAUUCUUUGCUCGGGGUCUGUAUUAUAAGAGUAUAAAUGCUCCUCAAGUGCAGUCUGAUCCUGUUUCAACACACAACAAUGCCUUCGGUGUGUUUCAGAUACUCCAGGAACUCUCUCCCUAUGUAAAAUUCGCUCACUUCACUGCUAAUCAAGCCAUCUUUGAAGCCACAGAAGGUUCUGAGGAUGUUCAUGUCAUUGAUUUUGACAUCAUGGAGGGGAUCCAGUGGCCACCAUUGAUGAUGGACCUUGCAAUGCGGAAGAACACUUGUCUUAGAGUAACAGCUGUUGUUGCAGAUCAGCAAAGUGUAGCAUAUGUCCAGCAAACAGGAAGAAGGCUAAAAGAGUUUGCAGAUUCUAUUGAUUUUCCUUUCGCUUUUGAUCAGAUAGUGAUGGUUGGGGAGGAAGAUCUUCAAAGAGUUGAACUUGGUCAUACAGUUAUAGUCAACUGUAUGAUACACCAAUGGAUGCCGAACAGAAGCUUCCCAUUGAUCAAAACAUUCCUUGAUGGUGUAAGCAAGUUAUCACCAAGGCUUGUUGUUUUGGUGGAGGAAGAACUUUUCAACUUUGCUAGGCUAAAAUCCAUGUCGUUUGUGGAGUUCUUCUGUGAGGCUUUGCACCACUACACUGCACUUAGUGAUUCACUUGCUAGUAGUUUGUUGGGUAGGCAGAAGAUGGAGCUAACCAUGAUAGAGAAAGAAGUUAUGGGGCAAAGGAUUUUGGACAGUGUGAAGCAGUUUCCAUGUGAGAGAGAAGAAAGAAUGGUGUGGGAAGAAGGGUUUUACUCCUUGAAGAGGUUCAAGCGUGUUGCUAUGAGUAGCUGUAAUGUUUCACAGGCUAAGUUCUUGGUGAGCUUGUUUGGUGGAGGCUAUUGGGUGCAAUCUCAGGACUCUAGGUUGGCUCUGUGUUGGAAGUCAAGGCCUUUGACAUCUGCUUCAACCUGGGUGCCUGCAACUUAUUGAGGGGAUGAUGUGGAUCAUGGAUGAUUUGAGUGACUUUUCUGGCUUUCUUCACUCAUCGUGUUUAUUAGAUGAGUCAAACCAUGUAAUGCAAUGUGAUGUAGUGAGAGCCCAUAGAGUUGUUAUAGUUUGCUUAUAUGUUACUCUGUCGUUCUUGAUGUAUGUAUAUAAACUGAAUAGCUGUCUGGGUGGGAAAGCCUGUUCCAUGUAAUCCGAUCAACUUCAUGUUCUGCACUAGGAAGAAAUAUGCAUGAUUGUGUAAGUGUGAAGAGAAUUCUUAGAUCAAUAUCCGAUGUUCACUGCAAA
Molecule: messenger RNA, 1842 nt
Organism: Arachis stenosperma
Lineage: Eukaryota; Viridiplantae; Streptophyta; Magnoliopsida; Fabales; Fabaceae
Product: protein NODULATION SIGNALING PATHWAY 2-like
Exons: 1
Coding region: 37-1539 (500 amino acids)
Biological process (GO): regulation of DNA-templated transcription
Cellular component (GO): nucleus
Molecular function (GO): sequence-specific DNA binding; DNA-binding transcription factor activity
Source: RefSeq, a predicted model, not a curated record